Messenger RNA from Anopheles darlingi, 3828 nucleotides. RefSeq names its product centrosomal protein of 131 kDa (gene dila). The record is from RefSeq and is a predicted model, not a curated record. The transcript has 9 exons. Gene Ontology annotation, biological process: regulation of centrosome duplication; intraciliary transport involved in cilium assembly; cilium assembly. Gene Ontology annotation, cellular component: centriolar satellite. The coding region runs from base 1 to 3828 and encodes 1275 amino acids. NCBI's taxonomy places the organism in Eukaryota, Metazoa, Arthropoda, Insecta, Diptera, Culicidae.
AUGGAGCUCAGUUUGUACGGUUCACAGAUUAGUCUGGCAGCGCGCGAGAAACCAACAUCAGCCAACCACAGGGAACGUCCCGGAUCGGCACUGCAACACGGUACCCGACCUUACUCGGGGCCUGGACCUCACAUCCGGCGACCCCUAUCGGCGGACAGCACUCAAUACCCAUACCGGAAACGUCCUUCGUCUUGCGGAAGUAGCGGACAGCCCGCGUCACCGUUCCAUCAGCUGCAACACUCGAAACGUUGCACGUCAUCGUCUAGCCUCCUGCUGAAAGGAUUGCUUCCUGAUCCGAUCUCGCGCUACUGGGAUUCGAAGACCACUCCCAGGCUGGUAAGGACACCAUCAUCAACUUUAGGAGGCUCAUCGAACAGUGUGGAACGGGUGGGGCUGAGGCGCCAGCAAACCCAAGCUUCACUGCAUCACACGGGCCGCCACGUGGUGAAGAACAAGUGCCGCAAACGCUCCACUGCGAGCAUUGGUGCUGCAUCCAACAAGCGCCCUCAAAACCCUUCCCUUGACAGGAGGUCUCGGCGACGGAAUAGUUCCGAGGAAGAGGACGAAGAGGACAGCAGUAUGGACGAGAUGGAAGACACGCAGGAGUCCAACAAUGAGGCCGAGCUUGAGGGAAUAUGGCGUGGUAAACCUUUGAAUCACCGGUCAAACGAGAAGAAACGCUCGGGACCCAUGGUUGCGCUGCCUCUUAACCGGAAGUCCGAUGGUCCGUUGCUGAUUGAUGGGGGGCUGAAAAAGAACAACAACUCUCCGGAAAAGCAAGUCAACCGGAAACUAGAUCUACCGGGAAGGGUGUCCUUCAGCUCGAACGAUCCGUACGAGAUUGAUUAUAGCGAGUUCGAGGAGAAUGAGUUUGAUCGUUCGAAGGACAUCGCUUCGAAGCGGUUUGGUAGCGUCAAGUUCGAGGAAGACAUGACGAUCAGUUCGGGCUACGAGACAAAGUGUGACGAUGGCGGUAACGGAUCGCUAGCGAAACCUUCAUCCAGUAAACCCAUCUGUGAUGUCUCAGAAUCGAACAAAAUUAUUGAGGACUACAAAAAGGAAAUCGAGGAUCUAAACCGUCGGCACAAUAUGGAGCUGCGGAUGGCGGUAUGCCGGUCGGAUGGAGAUGACGUGGCCGAUAGACCCGCGGUGGCAUCGAAAACGUACGAUCCCAAGUGUUUCACCCCAUCGGAGACACCGGAAGAGCUUUUUAUCAACACUUCCACUUCUACGAAGGCACUCGAGAGCACGACUGAGGAUACGGAUAUCGAGCUGGAUAGGCCAACCAGGGUACGGUUAGAGAAGAACGUUAUCAAUGAGUACUACGAGUGUAUCAACGAGAUCAUCACCGAGCAGUCACCUUCGAGAGGAACGCAUCGAAACCCAUUAGAGACCAUCGAUGUAGGCCAUGAUCUGAUACCAGAGCCACCGGAUUCUAAGGAGGAUCCCAUCCAGCGUAACCUGAACAACGAGUGCACCAAGAGUGGACCGAAAGACAAACAGUUCUCGGGAUCGAGUGGCAAUGGUGGUACCGCUGGAAAAGGAAAAUCCAAUGAACAACAAUCGAAAAACCGGCUAGACUCUAGUGUCAGUCCUGUUAUAAAGAAUUAUUUUAAAGUAAAAGAGCAGAACAUUGCAUCCGACAGUCGAAGUAGUCCGGCAGCUAGUGGAAGCGCGAGUAGCAGUAAAUCUGGAGGACACUCGAAGGGGGGUGGUACUCUGUUAUCGAAACGCAGUAGCAAAGAAAAACCCAAGUCGGCCGAUACGCACAAAUCCAUUCUACGGAAUGCAAAGAAACAAAAUAAUAAUGUGCGUGGCGGUAGUGGACUGUGUCGUGAGGAUAGCAAUAUUUCCGAGUUUCACAUCGAUAGGGUUGUUAGCUGGAUGUCGUGUAAUGAGGAAACCUUUCCCGUUGGAAGUGUCGUGGGUUCAACGAUCAUGGAUGAGAAUCACGGUGAUGAUAGAUCCAAACCGGUUCGUGAACAUGAUCCGAUAAAGGCGAGCAGCAGCGUGCAAUCCAACUAUGACGAGGAUUCGGUCGUCAGUGGUAGUGCCAAGCAAAAAUCUGAUUUCCAAUCGUUGAAGAAUGAGGUCGAAUAUCGAUUGAGCAACAUUCUGGAUUGCACCGAUUCGCAGAUCAGCUCAGGUUGCGAAGCUGAUACGGCGGAACAGCAACAGAAGGAUAAGGUGAAAGAUCUGUUCUCCUACCUCGAUCAGGUGGAGCGAAAGUGUGACAAAUCCAUUAGCGGUGUACUACCCUCGGAAUCGGACCGAUCGGAGUUGGAAUUUGCCGCCGAACCGGACUAUAUCGAGGCCGUGCCUAAAAUGAACGAUCUGCUGGAACUACCAACACAUCAACUAGCACGCCGCGUGAUCAAACUUUCGCUGCGCGCCAACGAGCUGAGCAACGCCAUGCAGCUAUCGAAGGAUCACAUUGCAACCGUGAAAGCGGACAAAGUGAAGGCAAUACGCACGGAAAAAUGUGCCCUGCAGGGUAAGCUGAAGGAACAGAAGAAACACUACGAGGACAUCAUCGGACGCCACCAGGAGUUCAUCGAUCAGUUGAUCAAAGAUAAAUCAGGCCUUUGCGAUAAAGUGACACAGAUGACCCGACGGCUCGACUCGCAGAACCAGAGCUGGGAGCACCGGCUGAAGACGGAGCUGGAGCGGGCCCGUGAUACUGCGCUGGCGGCAGAAAAAAUCCGUCGCGAAAAAUGGGUCCGCGAGAACACGAAAAAAAUCAAGGAGCUAACGGUGAAAGGAUUGGAGCUCGAGAUCAAUAAGAUGACGGCCACACACCAGAAAGAGGUGGCCGAGCUAAAGCGCCAGCACCAGGACGAGAUGGCGUGUGCGCUCGGUGAACUGAAACUGCAGUUCGAGCAGAAGGAGGCAGAUGUACGCCAGGGGCUUGUAAAGGAGCGCGAAACGACACUGGAGCGUGAACGGCAGGCCUUGCUCGAGCGCUUCGAGCGUCAGGUUACCGAGGAGCGAACGAUCUUCGAGCAGCAGCGCCAGCAUCUACUCAGUGAGUUCGAUCUGGAAAAGGAGCGACUGCAAAAGGAGGCAGCUCGUAAGGCACAGUACGCCGAAAGUCAGCUGGAGGAGCUGAAGCGAGAGAACUGCAAAAACCUCGACUUUGCCCAGAAGGAGUACGUGCAGAUGCUGAAGCAGCGUGAAACGAAACACCAGGACGAGCUGACGAAGCUACAGAAGCAGUUUGAAUCCGAUUUUUCCAUCUGGAAGCGUGAGCACGAGCGCAAGUCAAAGUCGGAGUUAGAAGAGCGUGAAACCGUGAUCCGCGGUCAGUGUCGGGCGGAGCGGGACCAACAAAUUGAUCGCAUAGUAGCGAAGGUGGAUGCCGAAACACAAAAAUAUCAGCUGGAGUUUGAUGCCAAAAUGAACCGUCUUAAGGAAAAGCAUGAAGCCGAACAGAAGGAAGCGGAAGCUACGGAGGCGCUUUUGAAGCAAAAGUAUCAGGAUGCUCGCGUGAAACUGGCGGAAGCCGAAGCAACAAUCCAGAAUAUGAAGGCUUCGGCCAAGCAAACCGAUCUACAGCUCAACCACACGAAGAAGUUGUGCGACGAUCUGCUACACGAGAAAGAAACGAUGCGUGAGGAGGCACGACGGGAGGUGCAAAAGGAUAUGGCUAACAUGCAGCGCGAACGAGAGCGUGAAAUCGAACGAAUUUACUGCAGAGUUCAACAGGCCAUCGACAAAAAGGAUGCAACCAUAUCGGCCCUCCAGAAGGAGAUCGCAGGGCUGAAGGAGCGUUGCCUCAAACAGGACGCCAUCAUUCGGCAACAGCGCAUAGACUAUUGUAUUAAGUAG